UAGCUGAAGGAGCGCUAUCUUCCUACUAUCGCAGAGCCUGGCUUACCUACCGCGUCAACCGCUCAUACCGCUCACACCGCUCUCCGUCUAGCCUCGCCUCGCCUAACCUAACCGCUGCACAAUAGAUACACUACAGUGCAGGCUGCCCAUCGACCCACUAUCAUGACAGACUAUUUGAGGUCACCAGUUUUCCAACUCAAAUGCGUAGAACUGUUGUUGGGACUGGUGGCGAUAGCAUUUAUCAUUGCCUCGGCGACUCCUUCCACGUCAGUAUUUCUCACCCAGGUCGUUCACUUCACACUCUUUGGCUACUCACUAUUAGAUCUUCUAGUGAUCGGCGGCUUCUUCCUCAGAGAGCCUGUCUCUAAGUUCCUGAUUCUAGUGGUAAGCCUGAGUGGGGCACUCUUCAGCUUCGUGUCAGCUAUAGUGCUGAUAGUGGGCUGGAGUCAGCAGGACCUAGGCCGACUUCUGAUUUCCGCCAUUGCUACAAUACUCAAUACGAUCGCUUACGCAGGCGAUUCUUAUUACAUUAUCAGAUUUUCUUCCGAUUAACUGUUAUAUUCUGAAUGUAUAUAUUGUUUUUCCAAGAUGUAUCCAUACUGGACAUUCUCAUGAUUUGUGUAAAUAAAACAAACUAAAUAAAAA
Homalodisca vitripennis (glassy-winged sharpshooter) is the source of this 645-nucleotide messenger RNA. RefSeq lists its product as uncharacterized. NCBI's taxonomy places the organism in Eukaryota, Metazoa, Arthropoda, Insecta, Hemiptera, Cicadellidae. Gene Ontology annotation, cellular component: membrane. The record is from RefSeq and is a predicted model, not a curated record. The transcript has 4 exons. The coding region runs from base 163 to 552 and encodes 129 amino acids.